UGGUCCGCCAUUUCGUGGACGCCGGAGAAGUGUGCGCAUCUCCUUUUGGUGGCUUAGCCCGAGAAGUUCGGGGAAAGCAAUCCGGGUGUGUGGGUUUGAGCCUCCGCGUUUCUACUCCACGACCUCGAAAUGCAUCGUGAUUCCUGUCCUUUGGACUGUAAGGUUUAUGUAGGCAAUCUGGGAAACAAUGGCAACAAGACUGAAUUGGAACGGGCUUUCGGCUAUUAUGGGCCACUCCGAAGUGUGUGGGUUGCUAGAAACCCUCCCGGCUUUGCUUUUGUUGAAUUUGAGGAUCCUCGAGAUGCAGCUGAUGCUGUUCGAGAACUAGAUGGAAGAACACUGUGUGGCUGCCGUGUAAGAGUGGAACUGUCCAAUGGUGAGAAGAGAAGCCGAAACCGUGGUCCGCCUCCCUCUUGGGGUCGUCGCCCUCGAGAUGAUUACCGAAGGAGGAGUCCUCCACCCCGCCGCAGAUCUCCAAGAAGGAGAAGCUUCUCUCGCAGCCGGAGCAGGUCCCUUUCUAGAGAUAGGAGAAGAGAGAGAUCACUGUCUCGGGAGAGAAAUCACAAGCCGUCCCGAUCUUUCUCUAGGUCUCGUAGCCGAUCUAGGUCGAAUGAAAGGAAAUAGAAGAGCAGUUUGCAAGAAGUGGUGUACAGGAAAUGACUUCAGUUGACAGGAGUAUGUACAGAAAAUUCAAGUUUUGUUUGAGACUUCAUAAGCUUGGUGCAUUUUUAAGAUGUUUUAGCUGUUCAAAUUUGUUUGUCUUUUGGAACAGUGACACAGCAAUGUAAUUCUCUAUGGUUUGAAAUGGAUCAUAUGAGGCAUGUAAUAUCAAGAAUUGUUGCUUUACAAUGUUCCCUUAAGCAAGAUUAAAUUUGCGUUGAACUUUAGUCUUGCAUAGGACUGAAAUAAAAAGCUCUAAAUCUUGCCCAGCUGAAGUGUGAUGUGCUAAUGUUACAGAAGCAGAACUACAGAAGUGGAACUGAGAUUACUUUGCGCCUAGCUGGGAUACAGUAUGCAGCUGUAGAUGAGUAAGCAGUCUUUAAAAGUGGCCAUGCCCACAGACAGGCCAGCGGGUAAAGAUCAAAGCUGCGUCAUUAAACUGGAUGAGUGUUUCCUAAAUCCAGCUGGUCUUCACUUCACCCUGGGCAUAGAUUGCCUAGUUGGUUUAACACCUGAUGUGAAAGUUUACCUUUUAAGUGUCUUAACGUGAUUGCUAUAUAUGAAUACAUGGCUGUUUGUAACAUUCUUUAUUUGGAAAUUUGAGAUUUCAAAAAAUGUCCUGCCAGUUUAAGGGUACAUUGUAGAGUUGAACUUUUGAGUUACUGUGCAACUUUUUUUUUCAUGCUGUCAUUUGUAAUAUGUUUUGUGAGAAUUCCUUGGGAUUAAAGUUUUGGUUACAAAUUGUUCUUUAA
Molecule: messenger RNA, 1412 nt
Organism: Dipodomys spectabilis (banner-tailed kangaroo rat)
Lineage: Eukaryota; Metazoa; Chordata; Mammalia; Rodentia; Heteromyidae
Gene: Srsf3
Product: serine and arginine rich splicing factor 3
Exons: 6
Coding region: 130-624 (164 amino acids)
Biological process (GO): mRNA splicing, via spliceosome
Cellular component (GO): nuclear speck
Molecular function (GO): RNA binding
Source: RefSeq, a predicted model, not a curated record